CUCCUCCAAAUUAAUUUUCUGCAACUCCAAAAUUAGGGUUUCCAAUUCAUCAAAACCCUAAUAAUCGAUUCGAAAUUCCCCUUUACGGUAUCCAAUCAUCAGUUCAUUGAGCUUCUCAAUCCCCCUUUGUCAUGAUCAAACCCUAUUCGCUCGCUCUAAGUCACUGGGUUUAUAUCCACUGAUCACAUCAGAAGCUCGAAUUUUCAAAUUUCACUGGGUUUGUCUCCCAAAGAUCACAUCAGAAGCUCGAGAAACUCGCAAAUUCAAAGAGAGAGUAGGGUCGAACAUUCAAGAUUACAGAAGGUAAUGGAAAUGGAUGGAAGCAAGCGUGUGUUCCAGCGGUUGGGUCCUUCUUCACAAGGGGACAACAGUAAUAAUAAACAGCAAAAAGUUUGUUUUCAUUGGAGGGCUGGAAGAUGUAACAGAUUUCCAUGUCCGUUCUUACAUAGAGAAUUACCGGGACCGCCACAGCAGCAGCAACAUGCGGCAGGGAAUGGAAUGUCGUCGUCGAAGCGGCCUCAUGGGUUUUCUGAUGAUAAUCGAGGUGCGGGAAUGCGGAGAAAUCCAAAUUUUAACAAUACAUGGGGGAGAACUGCUGCUGGCGGAGGUGCAGUUGUGAGGAAGACAGAAAAAGUUUGUAAUUAUUGGGUUAAAGGGAAUUGUACAUAUGGAAACACCUGUAGGUAUUUGCAUUCAUGGACUACUGGGGACUGCUUCACAUUGUUGACAACACUUGAAGGGCACCAAAAGGUUGUUACAGGGAUUGCUUUGCCAUCAGGCUCGGAUAAGCUUUAUUCAGGGUGUACGGACAAGUCAGUACGAGUGUGGGAUUGCCAGUCUGGGCAGUGUGCAGGGGUUGUCAAUUUUGAUGGUGAAGUAGGUUCUAUGCUGAGUGAAGGACCAUGGAUUUUUGUGGGUUUAACUAAUCUUGUCAAGGCAUGGAAUACUCAAACAGGAACUGACCUCAGUCUUAAUGGGCCAGUUGGACAAGUCUAUGCUCUUGUUGUUGGCAAUGAUAUGCUCCUUGCUGGUACGGAGGAUGGGAUAUUGGCAUGGAAAUAUAAUGGGAGCACCAACAAUUUUGAUCCAAUCAAAGCAUUGACAGGACACACCCAUCAUGUGGUAUCGCUGGUCGUUGGAGCUAAUAGAUUAUAUUCUGGUUCCAUGGACAAUUCAAUAAGAGUGUGGAACCUUGAAACUUUAGAGUGCUUACAGAUCUUGACAGAUCAUACAAGUGUUGUUAUGUCUGUUCUGUGCUGGGAUCAGUUUCUUUUAUCAUGUUCACUGGACAAAACAAUAAAGGUUUGGGCUGCUAAUGAUAGUGGGAACUUGGAGGUUACAUAUACUCAUCAAGAGGAUUGUGGUGUGCUUGCUCUCUGUGGCAUGCAUGAUUCAGAAGCAAAGCCUGUAUUGCUCUGCUCUCGCAAUGACAACACCAUCCGUGUCUAUGAUUUGCCAUCCUUUUCUGAGAGGGGGAAGAUAUUCUCUAAGGAGAGUGUCCGUCGAAUCGAGAUUGGUCCUGCUGGUUUAUUUUUUACUGGUGAUGAAUCAGGUCAAGUUAGAGUGUGGAAGUGGUCAACUGAAUCCAGCAGUACAUCUUGAGAGGAUUAAUGCAUUUACAGCGAUAACAUUUCUUUGUUGCUGGCCAGCAAUUAUCUUAUUUUUCUUCUCCCAGUGAGAAAAUGUACCAAGCAAGGAACAUAUAAUAAGAUAAAGAAGUACCAGUUUUGAUUUUCAGAGGUAGUUAGCUUAGAGCCUUGCCGUUUAGUUGCUUUUAACUAUUGAGCUCUUGAUGGGUUCCAGGCAUAUUUUUUCCUAGUCUGGUUUGUACUCAAAAUCAUGAUAUUCGUGUAAAUCUCUGGAGGACAUUUCUGGUCUGCCGUCCUGUAUUGUUUUUCACGAGUUAUGGAUGUAGCUCAAAAUUCUUGUGUUCCUUGAAUAAGUUUGCUAAUGUAUGCACUACUGUUGCACAUUGAAAAAUGUUUCAAUUACAUCAGUAGUACUGGAACAGA
Solanum verrucosum is the source of this 2012-nucleotide messenger RNA. RefSeq names its product zinc finger CCCH domain-containing protein 48. The record is from RefSeq and is a predicted model, not a curated record. The transcript is spliced from 9 exons. Lineage: Eukaryota; Viridiplantae; Streptophyta; Magnoliopsida; Solanales; Solanaceae. Gene Ontology annotation, molecular function: metal ion binding; protein binding. Bases 307 to 1602 code for a protein of 431 amino acids.